Messenger RNA from Homo sapiens (human), 3156 nucleotides. It is a transcript of the gene CHN1, whose product is annotated as chimerin 1. The record is from RefSeq and is marked reviewed. Gene Ontology annotation, biological process: signal transduction; motor neuron axon guidance; regulation of small GTPase mediated signal transduction. NCBI's taxonomy places the organism in Eukaryota, Metazoa, Chordata, Mammalia, Primates, Hominidae. The transcript has 13 exons. The coding region runs from base 470 to 1849 and encodes 459 amino acids. Gene Ontology annotation, molecular function: ephrin receptor binding; GTPase activator activity.
GUGGGAGACGCUAUCGCAAGAUGGCGUCUGCGAGGCCGCGGGAUGCGGAGUGAGCGCGCCCCGCCGGGGGCUGUGCGAGGCUGCUGCUGCUCUCCCCGUCGCCGCCGCCGCCGCCGCCAGUGCGGCGCCGCCUCUCCGCCAGCCACUGCGCCGCGGCCAAGCCUCCUGCCUCGCAGGUACCUCCUCCCGCGCGCACGCUCCGCGCCUGAUGGCAGCGACAAGUGCCGGCUCGCGGAGAGCUAGCGGGGCUCCCUGGGCCCGGUGCGCCCGACAAUAACGCGUGAAUAACUUUUUCUUGCAGCGGUCCCCCGCGUCCCGGCCUGCAGCCUCCCCGGGCGCCGGCGCCCCCAGCACGCCCCAUCGGGCACCCCACUCUCUCCGAGGUGUGGGUGCGGCGGGCUGAUGAGGUGAUCCCUAGCCCGCCUGGGAGGAGCGCCUGGACUCGCGGGCGGCGGCGAGCGCCUUUACAAUGGCCCUGACCCUGUUUGAUACAGAUGAAUAUAGACCUCCUGUUUGGAAAUCUUACUUAUAUCAGCUACAACAGGAAGCCCCUCAUCCUCGAAGAAUUACCUGUACUUGCGAGGUGGAAAACAGACCAAAGUAUUAUGGAAGAGAGUUUCAUGGCAUGAUCUCCAGAGAAGCAGCCGACCAGCUCUUGAUUGUGGCUGAGGGGAGCUACCUCAUCCGGGAGAGCCAGCGGCAGCCAGGGACCUACACUUUGGCUUUAAGAUUUGGAAGUCAAACCAGAAACUUCAGGCUCUACUACGAUGGCAAGCACUUUGUUGGGGAGAAACGCUUUGAGUCCAUCCACGAUCUGGUGACUGAUGGCUUGAUUACUCUCUAUAUUGAAACCAAGGCAGCAGAAUACAUUGCCAAGAUGACGAUAAACCCAAUUUAUGAGCACGUAGGAUACACAACCUUAAACAGAGAGCCAGCAUACAAAAAACAUAUGCCAGUCCUGAAAGAGACACAUGAUGAGAGAGAUUCUACAGGCCAGGAUGGGGUGUCAGAGAAAAGGUUGACAUCACUUGUUAGAAGAGCAACUCUGAAAGAAAACGAGCAAAUUCCAAAAUAUGAAAAGAUUCACAAUUUCAAGGUGCAUACAUUCAGAGGGCCACACUGGUGUGAAUACUGUGCCAACUUUAUGUGGGGUCUCAUUGCUCAGGGAGUGAAAUGUGCAGAUUGUGGUUUGAAUGUUCAUAAGCAGUGUUCCAAGAUGGUCCCAAAUGACUGUAAGCCAGACUUGAAGCAUGUCAAAAAGGUGUACAGCUGUGACCUUACGACGCUCGUGAAAGCACAUACCACUAAGCGGCCAAUGGUGGUAGACAUGUGCAUCAGGGAGAUUGAGUCUAGAGGUCUUAAUUCUGAAGGACUAUACCGAGUAUCAGGAUUUAGUGACCUAAUUGAAGAUGUCAAGAUGGCUUUCGACAGAGAUGGUGAGAAGGCAGAUAUUUCUGUGAACAUGUAUGAAGAUAUCAACAUUAUCACUGGUGCACUUAAACUGUACUUCAGGGAUUUGCCAAUUCCACUCAUUACAUAUGAUGCCUACCCUAAGUUUAUAGAAUCUGCCAAAAUUAUGGAUCCGGAUGAGCAAUUGGAAACCCUUCAUGAAGCACUGAAACUACUGCCACCUGCUCACUGCGAAACCCUCCGGUACCUCAUGGCACAUCUAAAGAGAGUGACCCUCCACGAAAAGGAGAAUCUUAUGAAUGCAGAGAACCUUGGAAUCGUCUUUGGACCCACCCUUAUGAGAUCUCCAGAACUAGACGCCAUGGCUGCAUUGAAUGAUAUACGGUAUCAGAGACUGGUGGUGGAGCUGCUUAUCAAAAACGAAGACAUUUUAUUUUAAAUUUUUAAUUUGAGGGGAAAAGAAAUGUUUUACAGAUGAAGGAAUGUUUUAUAGUAAUUUAAUUUGCUCCUGUAGCUGCAUUAUUUCUUGAUUAGAGGUUUGGGCAUAUAACCAGAUUAAAGUGAAGGAACUUUCUGUUGUUUUUGUAGCACCGCUCAGCUGUCUUGUAAAACAGUGAACACACGCUUUCUGGUUCUAGUAAUCCUGGGUGUUUAUCACGUUCAGAGAAACUCAAGCUAUUGCAUGAUUAGCCCCCUAUCUGGCAAGGAAACCCCAUACAGAAGAAACAACAAACCUGCGCCUGCACCGCCUCUGCGUCCUGGGUAGUCUGUGCUUGUAAUCCAGCAUGUUUCACAGAGUAAGCCUGUUGUGACUUUGCUUUUGGGGUCUAUGUCAUUGGUUUCUGAUGCUUGUACAAACACGCACACACAAAUGGAUAAAACAGCACCUCUGGCUGUUACAUUACCAUAAACCAUAUCACAUGCCUACAUUUUACAAAUGAUUUCUGGUUUCUCUUAGUUCUUCUCUAACAUAGUACUUUCUUUCCAGCAAAAGCAAAAUGUGUUUUCAGAUUUGUUACUUUAAUAAAGGUUAUCCAUACCAAUAAAAAGUGUACAACACAGCAUUUUCUGUUAAAUUAUUAUUGGUUUUCAGUUGUAAUUUGGUAUUUUUUCUGGCAUGCGUUUAUUAAUUUAUUAAAUUGGCUUUUAGAAAUAAAAAAUAUUGAUAGCUUACUUUUUUCUCAUAAGAAUAUUCGGGAAAAUGUGUUUGGCCAUUUAUUAAAUACUGAGUACUUCUUCUGACCUCUUUUGUUUACUGUUAAAAGUGAUAAGCUUCUAAAAUAAUCAUUUAAAACUGCUUACAGUUAGAACAACCAUUAAUUCCAUUUAUUUUUCUUCUUAUAUUACUCUGGCAGAAAUCUAGAAAAUAUUUUCUUGACAUACUUUUUAAUGAGAGGUUGGGCAGGAGUUCCUACCAGAGCUCUCAGAAGAAGAAAGAGGCUAACUAAAAAGAGUAACUUCUUCUAAACAUUUGAUUUGUCAAAAAUAUAUGACAUCAACAUGCAUUGAGCUGACAAUGCUGCCUGAGAGAUGAGCCCCAGAGGCCAACCUGGUGGCUGGAGAAGGGGUCUGCAGCUAGGGGCCAGGAGCCCAGAUUCUGGGCCUGGUACUACCACUGGCCACCUGUGUGGCUUGGAGCCAACAACCCUCCAGAGUCUGUUUCUGUGCCUAUCAGAUGAACACCUUUCUAGAACGAAAGUUCCAUCCUGUUUUCAAAUUUUUAACAAUAAAAGACACAUGUUCAAA